Messenger RNA from Cloeon dipterum, 1191 nucleotides. RefSeq lists its product as uncharacterized. The coding region runs from base 1 to 1191 and encodes 396 amino acids. The transcript has 7 exons. NCBI's taxonomy places the organism in Eukaryota, Metazoa, Arthropoda, Insecta, Ephemeroptera, Baetidae. Gene Ontology annotation, molecular function: signaling receptor activity. The record is from RefSeq and is a predicted model, not a curated record.
AUGACGCUUUUGGCCGUCACUUCUUUUGAGGAAAUGCAAUGUCUCGGCAGUUUGAAAGAUGGAACCUUUUGGACGAGCGGCUCGAAUGAAGAUCCGAAAUGCGACGAGGAAAAGAAGUACGCGUGGUGCUCGACUGGUUUCAAUAUUUCGGACAGUCUCAUUUCUUCGGAUAAAUUUUGGUUGCCUCCCACCGUUGCUCCUCCCACCUUGGAACGCUGUCUGGCCGUCGUUUUAUCCAGCACCCCUCAAAAGGGGAUGGUGCACAAGAAAUGCGACGAGGCCCUGCCCUUUAUUUGUCAACACCCCGUCGAUUGUCCCAAGGAUUGCUUUAAAAAUAUGAAUUUUUUGGAUAAUUAUCGGCAGUGCUGUGCAUUGGGAAUGGAGACCCUGAACCUGGACACGGCGGCGGAGCAACUAGGCCUCACAAACAUGUCGCUCGGUUUCAAAAAUGACUGGAAGGCGAAUUUUAACUAUUGGACUUCAGGCACGUGGAGAGGUUCUCCGGAGGGCCAUUUUUCAUGGUGCGAGCCGUUCGGGCCCGCUAUUUUCCCCCCAAAUCUCACCUGGCAGCGCGGACAGCCUGACAACAUGGGUGGAAACGAAAGCUGCGUCCACUUCCGCUUCGUUUUAAACUCCACAGGAACUAUUUUGACCGAUAGAAGUUGUGACAACAAGUUCAUAUUCGCAUGCAAGGGUAACUGGACAACCGCCACUCGCCAGUGCUGCAAUAUCGGAAUGAACCUUGCGUCGAUCGAAUCCGCUGGAAAAUUGGGUUGCUUUUCCAAAAUCGUAGAAAAAUUCGGCACGGAGUCUUACGGUGACUUCUGGCUGUCCGGCACCGACCUGGGGUGUCCUUCAGACUUCUGGUGGUGCUCCCUGAACAGGGGAUUUGUCAAUUCUGAACUGGAGUGGAAGGCAGGACACCCGAAAUCAGGCUGCGUUUAUCUCGAAUCGAGGAAUGGAUCCGUUCUGUUGGCCUCUGCCGAUUGCACAGAGAAGAAAAAGUAUUUGUGCGAAGCCAGGAAAAAGGCAACGGUCCAAAAGGGAACUCAGGGCGAGUGCGCGGAAAUCUGGAACAUCACCACUAAGGAAAUCGACCUCUUAAUGAACGCUGCCUCUUUUGUCUCACCAACCACCACCAUCUCUUUAGAUCUGAAAGUAUGUACUAAAACAAACCUUUUGGUCAAUUAA